UCAUGUAACAUUGAUUGGUUGCAAAUUGUUUGUUUUAAUUGUGAAGAGAAUUGCAUGUUAACUUCGAUUUAAACCAAAUAGUUGCUUUGCAGUUUUUGCCAAGUAAACAAACUUCCACUUUCGUCGAUCAUGUGUUCGAAGCUGUAGCGAGAAAGGUUCUCACUGUUACCAGCUUGUGAGCGCAUAACAACAUGCCACCAGAGACUGCGUGUGUUAAGGCAGAAGCGGUGUAUGUGAAGACAGAGCCCAUAGAAGUAUGUGUGAAGAUGGAGCCCGAAGGGGUGUGUGUGAAGACGGAGCCCGGAGAGGUGUUUGUAAAGAUGGAAUGUAGAGAGAUGUGUGUGAAGACGGAGCCCGGAGAGACAGGUGUGAAGACGCAGCCUAGAGAGAUGAGUGUGAAGGCAAAGCCCAGAGAGGUGUGUGUAAAGACGGAGGCCGAAGAGGCGUGUGUGAAGACGGAAACUGGAGAGGCGUGUGUGAAGACUGAGCCCAGAGAAGUGUGUGUAAAGUCAGAGCCUAGAGAGAUGAGUGUGAAGGCAAAGCCCAGAGAGGUGUGUGUAAAGACGGAGGCCGAAGAGGCGUGUGUGAAGACAGAGCCCAGAAGGAUGUGCCUGAAGACGGAAGAGUGCACAGACAGUGCAUGCUCUUGCAGUGUGAGCGCAGCGGCUGCACAUGCUGGAUUGUAUCUUGACCAUGAGGUCAAGGACGAGCUCUUGCUGGGCCCCGAGGAGUGGCACCGCCCUCAAGUGCUUCCAUUACCAGUGUGUUCCGACUACAACGCCGCCCGCACCAGGGAACAGCUCGCAAUGACUUGUUCCGUGGUGCUCGAGCGCCUCCGCGACGACGCGAUUGUUCACACUGGAGACAAACAAUACGGUUGCGAACACUGCGGCAAGCGUUGCAGAAAUAAGUCUAUUUUAAGGAAACACAUACAGUACACUCACUUACUCACCAGGCCCUCAAGUUUUACCCAAAAAACAUUUUCUUGUGGUGUUUGUAGUUCUACAUUUCAGACUAAAUUGCGUGUAUUAGAGCACGAAAAAAGGGAACACGAUGUUACAAAUUUUAUGUGUGAUGAAUGUGAGUACACAACUAGGUCCAAGAAAAGUUUACGGACUCAUUUGAAGAGUCACUCAGUGGACAACGUUUUUAAUUGUGGUCACUGUAGUUACACUAGUCUUUCUAAAAGUGAUUUACACAAACACAAAGCGAUACACACUCGAGACAAGACUUUUAGGUGUACCGAAUGUGAUUUUAAAUGCAAUUUUAAACUAAACCUGCGACGUCACCAGAAGACACACAACAGAAAACAUCAGAAGAUACACAGUGGAGAGAAACUCUUUCAUCAAUGUGGUUACUGUGAUUACAAAGCUCGUAGAAAAGAACAUUUACAAAUUCACACAAGAAGACACACUGGCGAGAAGCCUUUCACAUGUAGCUACUGUGAUUACAAAUGCAUUACGAAACUUAGCCUACAAAAACACCUGAUGAUACAUACUGGGGCGAAGCCGUUUAAGUGUAGCGAUUGCGACUACAGUUGCAGGCAGAAAGGAAACUUGCUGCUCCACCAGAGGACACACACUGGAGAGAAGCCGUACACAUGUAGCCAAUGUGACUACAAGUACAGUGAUAAGACAAGCUUACGCAGACACGAAAUGACACAUACUAACCAGAAGCCUUUCCAUUGUAACCACUGUGAUUACAAAUGCAUUCGGAAAUCACAACUGAAAAAUCACCUGAUGAUACAUACUGGGGCAAAACCAUUUAAAUGUAGCAAUUGCGACUACAAGAGCAAUCGAAAAGAAAACUUGUUAAAACAUCAGAUGAUACACACUGGCGAGAAGCCUUUUAUUUGUACCCACUGCAACUACAAGAGUGGAUAUAAAUAUGAUUUACAAAGACAUCUAAGAAAGAAACAUUCCGGUGAAAAACCCUGAAAUAAUUACGCAAAUAUGAUCCGCUAGUUACCGAUAGAGCACUCAAUACAUACGAACUUUUUUUUAUUCUGUUUAAUAUUUUGCUUACCUACACGGGCCAAACAGACCAAUUUGUGGUUUUGAAUUUUUGGCACUAUACCAUGCAUUUUAAAUGAUUAAAAACUUAUACACUAACAGGAAAUAAAAUGUGACAUUUUCAACCAAAAGGUACCACAUUGUCGCUGGUCAAUAAGAUUGAUUUCAAAUUGAAGCUGUAUGGAAAUAGCGCCUUAUUGACAACCGACAAUAAGGACCCUUUUGAUUGAAAAUGGCACAAAUGUUGGUGGUGUUAAUUUUAUUGUUUUAUUUUUCAUUCCUGUAGUGUACUUGUGUGAGUGUACUGUCAUAAGUUGAGGACUUUGCAGGACGAACAUAGAACACAGGCGAACGCAACGAGUCAGGUUAAGCCAACUGCACCGUGUCUGUGUGUUUGAUAGCACAGAUGGAAGUGUUAUGUUAUCUAAACGUUAAUCUUCUAUGAAACUAUGACGUUUUAAAUACCAUGGAGAUAUGUAUACAAAUUCCAAAGGUCGCAGUGCCCACUGCGG
Cydia strobilella is the source of this 2524-nucleotide messenger RNA. Its product is annotated as gastrula zinc finger protein XlCGF57.1-like. Gene Ontology annotation, cellular component: nucleus. Gene Ontology annotation, biological process: regulation of transcription by RNA polymerase II. NCBI's taxonomy places the organism in Eukaryota, Metazoa, Arthropoda, Insecta, Lepidoptera, Tortricidae. Gene Ontology annotation, molecular function: RNA polymerase II transcription regulatory region sequence-specific DNA binding; DNA-binding transcription factor activity, RNA polymerase II-specific. The transcript has 3 exons. The record is from RefSeq and is a predicted model, not a curated record. Bases 192 to 1937 code for a protein of 581 amino acids.